Molecule: messenger RNA, 893 nt
Organism: Etheostoma spectabile (orangethroat darter)
Lineage: Eukaryota; Metazoa; Chordata; Actinopteri; Perciformes; Percidae
Gene: spmap2l
Product: sperm microtubule associated protein 2 like
Exons: 8
Coding region: 35-826 (263 amino acids)
Source: RefSeq, a predicted model, not a curated record
CAGGCAGCAAGCCUCCAACCAGCUGCAAGUUGAGAUGGUGUCUGGAAAACAAGGGAGUCAGUCCAGAUUUGGUCCAUCAAACAGAAUCUUGGAGCUGGCGCAGCACAAAACCUCAAAAUCUGUUUGGGCCACAACGCCAUGUGAGAAGCUGAGCUGGGGCAACCAGGAGCCAAUAUGGCCCCCCUCCACUUCUGCACUCCGAGCCUUUCCAAGCACAAGAAUCCAAUACCUAGCCAGGCACAAAAGGGACACCUCAGCAAGGGAGGACCACCGGAGGAAGGAGGAGGAGGAGGAGGAUGAGGAGGCGGCAAGCUUCUCCAGGAAGACCCAACGUCCUUCCUCCAAGGCAUCCCAGUACGAGCACAUUGUCCGCUUGUCAACACCCAAAACCAGGAGCUGCAGCUCCCAGGAAGCAGGGCCUCCUCACACACCUCAGUGUGAGAAUAACUGUCCUAUUUGGCACGUUGAUCCCAGCGUGAAAACGGCUGUGAUCACACCGCGCCUGCUGCAGCUCUCCAACCCCAAACGGAACCAUCCAGACUUCCUAAGCAACAGAGAGAGUGUUGCGUCCGUCGUUUCCUUCGCUUCCAAGACGGCUAAAAUCUCCCAACGACUGGUCCAGCUGUCGCUGCCCAGACUGAAGCAGAGCCACAUCUGCCACGAGCUCGGAGACCCGGUGGAAUCAAUCUGGACCGUGUCAAAGGCAGCGAGGAGAGCCACAGCGAGUGCUCGUGUUAAAAUGCUGGCGACACCAAAACAGCUUUCCACGGACUACAUCCCCCCACGAGAACCAGAGUGGGGCCGGAACAACGUCCUGUCCACCUGAGCCUCCUUAGGUGGACACCUUACUUAAAGGUAUCUACAUAAGAGUGACAUGACACUGUCAUGAACGU